This is a messenger RNA of Drosophila mojavensis, 1394 nucleotides long. RefSeq names its product phosphopantothenoylcysteine decarboxylase subunit VHS3-like. The transcript has 2 exons. The coding region runs from base 111 to 1019 and encodes 302 amino acids. The record is from RefSeq and is a predicted model, not a curated record. NCBI's taxonomy places the organism in Eukaryota, Metazoa, Arthropoda, Insecta, Diptera, Drosophilidae.
UCUCGAGCAGUAAACAGUAAAAAAACUUCUAAAAUUCCUAAAAAUAAAUAUAUUUAUAUUUGUAAAAAUAUAGAAAUAUAUUUUAUAUUCGUAGAUUCAAAAAACUAAACAUGAAAUUGCGUAGCGGUCGCGAAAUUUUUCCCGAAGACGAUUCAGCCGAUGCUGCUAACGGUGAGUCACGUAACGAUAAUCGUUCGAGGCGUCGCAUUUCUCGCGCUGCCCGGGGAGCCGGUGCCAAUGGAUCGACCAACUCCGAUGCCCGUACUGAGCGCGUGCAAUCGACUGCCGCCAUUCGUUAUCGUAAUCGCAAUCGAAAUCGCAAUACACCCAUGGCCUCUGAACAGCGAUCUUUGCCCAACAUCGGAACUGAGAAUUCAACUAAUGCGGCUCUCGCAGAGCUGAGCCAACUGGCUGCUUUUAUUCUUGGACACAGUCUUCAGAUGCCACCUUUGCCGCCGAUGCCGCGCGUGAACCCACCACCUACCAUUCAAGCCCCAGACGGAACGCUGUCGACCAAAUUCUUCAUGCCCUUCGUACGUCAGUAUUUGACUCAAAAUGUAAAUAAUAACACUCGCAUUACCAGCAACAUACCCGAAAUGCUUAAUCUUUUCGUCGAAAAUCCUGAAUCUCAAGUCAGAUCGGAAGAUCUAGUCGAAGAUGAAGACGAUAUGAUGGAUGAUGAGGAGAUUGAAGAGGACGAGGGAGAUGAUGAUGAUGAUGAUGGUGAGGAAGAUGAUGACGAUGAUGAUGAUGAUGAGGAUGAUGAGGAUGAUGACGACGAUAUGGAUGAUGAAGACGGAGAAGGCGAUGGGGAUGAUGACAAUGAUGACGAUGAUGACAAUGAUGACGAUGAUGAUGAUGAUGACGAUGAUGAUGAUGACGAUGGUGAUGAUGAUGACGAUGGUGACGAUGAUGACGAGGAAGACGACGAAGAUGAUGACGAAAAUGAUGACGAUGAUGUCGACAUUGAUGACUGUCCAGCAUCACUUUUUAGGCUUAUAUUUGGCGGGAAUAAUUAACAUAGUUCGAUAGGCACAUGUAUAUAUAUAUAUAUAUACAUACAUAUAUGCAGGGGAUGAUUAGUUUUUAGAUCGCGUAGUGCUACUUUUUGGGAACUUCCGAGGCUUAGUUUAUAAAUUGAUAAUUUAAGUUGUUUCUUGUUAUUCGUCGAUCAACACAUUUCGAUUUAGGCAUUAUUUCGGUUCUAGUGUGGAGUUUUGUAGAGUGCUCGAAUAUGUUAUAUUUAUGAAAUCUUAAUCGUGAUAUAUUGUGAUAUACAAUCGAAUCGAAAAUAUAUAUAUACGUAGUGAUGCAACAUAGAAAUGUAUUGAAUUGGGAAUAGUUAGAUGAAACUCGAAUAAAACUGAGAUACAUCUCAACUAUGAAAGACUAAA